This is a messenger RNA of Saccoglossus kowalevskii, 315 nucleotides long. RefSeq lists its product as uncharacterized. The record is from RefSeq and is a predicted model, not a curated record. NCBI's taxonomy places the organism in Eukaryota, Metazoa, Hemichordata, Enteropneusta, Harrimaniidae.
UAUUAUCAACAGCGCAAUCUCCUGAUAUUCUGAUUGGUCCUGAGGAUACAUUGACAUAUGUAGGGGAGACAGUGGUGAUGAAAUGUACAGUAUCAAGUGGACAACCUACAUGGUUUAGAGUGGUACCUGGUAGCAGUGACAUGCAGUUAUCAGAUGGAACAUCAGUAUUGGCUCCCUACCAGAUAGUAGGAGACCAUUCCAAUGGUGAAUACUUUCUACAGAUACCAAGUGUUCAAGUCAGUGAUUCACACACAUAUCAGUGUGCGCUCUUCAAUGCAAAUCCACCAUAUAAACAAGCAUCUAUGACAGUUAUAG